GUCCGACAACUAGUUUUACGUUGUGUGGACUGUGGAGGCAGUCGACCUCUCGAAGGCUAGUGAAGACCAAAGACAAAAGAAAAGUUUGCUGUAAACUUGAGACCCGGAAUAGCCAAAGACGAAGAGUGAGAGACGUCCUUGGCCAUUCGUGUUUGACGGCCAACCCCUUUUUUGUUGCAAUUGGAGCUUUCAGGGAUUUCACUUCGCAGACUAGAGAUCGUUCUCCAGUUCUACGGUCGCUUUCCAUUUUCCUAACAAAAAUUGAUAAUCAUUCAGCUGAAGAGAUUUAGUGUCCUAGUGGAACCGAUUUGCCAGUGUACGAGUAUACACCAAGUGCUUAUCAACGUCCAUUGUCUCAAAAUACCAGGUGUGUAAUGGAUUCUGACGAGGAAAUCAUGUAUGAUGAUUAUGACUCUGGAAAUGAGUCCAGUGGGGAUGAUGAUGUUGAGUUUGCAAUGGUGGAAGAACCAAACAAUCCCAAAGAAAGGCAAGAACUUGAUGAAUAUCCAUAUGAGGUACUCACCACAGAGCAGAUUCUUCAGCACAUGAAUGAAUGUAUGAAAGAGGUUAACAUAGUUGUAGAGAUGCCCUCAACUGUGAUCAGAAUGCUGUUGAAUCAUUUUCGUUGGGAUAAAGAGAAACUAAUGGAACGAUACUAUGAUGGAGAUCCAGAAAAACUCUUUACAGAGGCACAUGUUGCGAGUCCAUUUGCCAAAGCUGCGGUUCCAGCCAAAGUUGCCAAGAAGGACCAGCGCAGAGCAGGUCCAAGUGUUGAAGAGUGUGAGAUUUGUUUAUCUACCUUACCUUCGUCUGUGAUGUCUGGGUUGGAGUGUGGACACCGUUUUUGUGUCUCUUGCUGGGCCGAAUAUCUAACGACGAAAAUCAUGUCAGAAGGCAUUGGCCAGACUAUAUCAUGUGCUGCUCACAACUGCGAAAUUCUAAUUGACGAUGCAACAGUCAUGAAACUCGUACCUGACGCCAGAGUACGACUUAAAUACCAGCACUUGAUUACCAAUAGUUUUGUGGAGUGCAAUAGGUUAUUAAGAUGGUGCCCAAGUCCGGAUUGCAGCAGUGUUAUCAGAGUCCAGCAUGUUGAAUCGCGUCCAGUGACGUGUCGUUGCGGGCAUACGUUCUGCUUUGCUUGUGGUAAUAACUGGCACGAGCCCGUUCGCUGCACUCUACUCCGCAAAUGGAUCAAAAAGUGUGACGACGAUUCCGAAACUUCCAAUUGGAUUGCAGCCAACACCAAGGAAUGCCCUAAGUGUAAGGCAACUAUUGAAAAAGACGGAGGAUGCAAUCAUAUGGUUUGCAAGAACUCUCAUUGUAAAACCGAGUUUUGUUGGGUAUGUCUGGGACCAUGGGAGCCGCAUGGAACGUCAUGGUACAAUUGUAAUCGUUACGACGAAGAUGAGGCUCGUGCAGCUCGCGAUGCUCAGGAACGUUCGAGAGCGGCACUACAACGUUACCUUUUCUACUGUAACCGCUACAUGAAUCACAUGCAGUCUCUACGUCUCGAGCACAAACAUUACGCCACCGUGAAAGAGAAAAUGGAAGAAAUGCAACAGCACAACAUGUCUUGGAUUGAAGUCCAAUUCUUGAAAAAGGCUGUGGAUAUUCUCUGUCAAUGUCGACAAACGUUGAUGUACACUUAUGUCUUCGCUUAUUAUCUAAAAAAGAAUAAUCAGUCGGUUAUUUUUGAGGACAAUCAAAGGGAUUUGGAGACAGCAACAGAAAAACUUUCUGAAUAUCUCGAGCGCGACAUUACCCAAGAGAACCUCGUCGACAUCAAACAGAAAGUCCAGGACAAGUACCGGUAUUGCGACAGCCGAAGGAGAGUAUUGGCCGAGCAUGUUUACGAAGGGUACGACAAGGAGUGGUGGGAGUAUAAUGACUAGUCCAAAAAGUAACGAAACAAAUUUGCGCUAAUCCUUGUUGUGCCAAGUUUCGGAACACAACAAAAGUCGGAAGAGACGAGAGCACUUUCAUUUAGUCUCCCCUAGAAAAAUGAAAAGAAUCAAGAUUUAAAGGGCAAACGUUUCAGUUCGUGUCUGCCUAGUUCGAAAACUUGGUUCUAACGCUCCUGUCUCGAAAAUUUAAGGUCUUUUCUUCUAUGUAUGUGUGGAAUGCUCGCUGUGCGCUCUGCUAUACAUUAAACAAUCGUUUAUCCCUCCCA
Daphnia carinata is the source of this 2173-nucleotide messenger RNA. It is a transcript of the gene ari-1, whose product is annotated as E3 ubiquitin-protein ligase ariadne-1-like. Gene Ontology annotation, cellular component: cytoplasm; ubiquitin ligase complex; nucleus. Gene Ontology annotation, biological process: protein polyubiquitination; positive regulation of proteasomal ubiquitin-dependent protein catabolic process; ubiquitin-dependent protein catabolic process. The record is from RefSeq and is a predicted model, not a curated record. Gene Ontology annotation, molecular function: ubiquitin conjugating enzyme binding; ubiquitin protein ligase activity; zinc ion binding. The transcript is spliced from 9 exons. Lineage: Eukaryota; Metazoa; Arthropoda; Branchiopoda; Diplostraca; Daphniidae. Bases 375 to 1895 code for a protein of 506 amino acids.